UUACCCCGCACUACUGAAAGUGGUUUAGUGUGCGCAGGCCUGUUUCGACACUACACAUACGAAACACAAUAGAAGCAUGAACGACUGAAAGAAUGAAUCAAUCGGCAGCACAGCGCUUGAUAUAGACUUCCAUGUGGAAUUGUGUUAAAGAUGGAUGAUAAAGAUGUUAGUGGGGUAUGACCUUAGUUUUACGAUAAUAGAGGUCGAUAAACAAGGCACUUUUCAUUAUAGACUGCAGCAUUAUGUGAACAAGCAUCGACAUGCUCAACUCGGCACGAGGACCAGGGACCCCUCGACUCCACAGUCAAGUCGCAAGCUACAAGAACCGGAUAGCGAAACGGCCAAGAUAGUACAGAACCUGAUAUUGAUAAGCCAUCAUUGGCUCACAUGGAAGUAUUGUGGUUCAACAAACCUGUCGUCGAGAUACCAUCAUGCACGUCAUAAUGACUCCGGGACCUCCCGCCCCGUUCUAUGAUUGCGGACAAAACCUCACAUCUCCUGACUCGUCCCUGCCCAACCUCUCAACAAUUGAGGUACAUUCCAAGACAACCACCAUGUCUCCAAGCGCUCAAGCACCGCCAACCAUAAUCUCCGCCUCGCAAACCCCCGAAGA
Aspergillus uvarum CBS 121591 is the source of this 613-nucleotide messenger RNA. RefSeq lists its product as uncharacterized. Lineage: Eukaryota; Fungi; Ascomycota; Eurotiomycetes; Eurotiales; Aspergillaceae. The transcript has 3 exons. The coding region runs from base 155 to 475 and encodes 106 amino acids. The record is from RefSeq and is a predicted model, not a curated record.